Oppia nitens is the source of this 990-nucleotide messenger RNA. Its product is annotated as retinol dehydrogenase 7-like. Gene Ontology annotation, molecular function: oxidoreductase activity. The transcript is spliced from 3 exons. The record is from RefSeq and is a predicted model, not a curated record. Bases 1 to 990 code for a protein of 329 amino acids. NCBI's taxonomy places the organism in Eukaryota, Metazoa, Arthropoda, Arachnida, Sarcoptiformes, Oppiidae.
AUGAAUCUUGGUUCUUUAAUUGUAAUAAUAAAUAUUUCGUGGUAUUUGGCAAAUAAAUUGAGAGAAAAAAGUCAAUUGGAGUACAUAUCACCCAAAAACCGAGCGGUUCUCGUGACGGGAUGUGACUCUGGAUUUGGACACCACGUAUGCUAUCAAUUAGAUUCAUAUGGAUUUUAUGUGUUUGCAGGCGUUUUGGACACCAAUAGUGAAAGUGCCGAAAAACUUCGCAACAAAUGUUCAAAUCGGUUAAGAGUUAUCAAACUAGACGUAACUCAAGUGGAAGAUAUAAAAAGUGUGGUCAAAGAGAUAGAGGCUUCAGGUGUUGAACUGUGGGCUGUUCUCAACAAUGCUGGUAUCGCUCAAUACUCUUUGGUUGAAAUGGGACACGAAAUCGAUGUCUUUGAAAAGAUAUUUGCUGUCAAUGUAUUUGGUUUAGUCAGAGUCACUAAAUAUUGUUUGCCUUUAUUAAGAAAGUCUGGCGGAAGGGUUGUUAAUAUGUCGAGUGUCGCCGGUCGGUUUACAUUUUGGGGAAUAACCGCUUACUGUAUGUCUAAAUACGCGGUCAGAGCUUUUAGUGAUGGUCUUCGCAAAGAAAUUCAGUCAUUUGGUGUCAAAGUGGUCACAAUUGAACCAAAUAUGUAUAGAACAGAGAUUACAAAUAUUGAUAUAUUAACCAAAUCUAUUGAUCAUAUUUGGCAAACAACUGAUCCACAAAUAUGUCAAGACUAUGGCGGACAAGGGUUUUAUGAAAAGAUAAAAAAUAGACUCAAAUAUAAUGUUAUGAUAUCGAGACCACAAAUACAUGAAGUAAUUGACACACAAACUAAAGCUAUCACUGUUUGUGAACCUAAUCUUUACUACCAAUGCGCUGCUAUUACCGAAAAACCCUGUCUUUGGUUUUUAGGUCUAUUACCCGAAUCAGUUCAAGACUUACUAUUGACCGGAAAAAUGUGGAAAUUUGCUCUCGAUUUCUAUAAAUGCAAACAAUAA